Mus pahari (shrew mouse) is the source of this 1613-nucleotide messenger RNA. Its product is annotated as cytochrome P450 2J3-like. Gene Ontology annotation, molecular function: oxidoreductase activity, acting on paired donors, with incorporation or reduction of molecular oxygen, reduced flavin or flavoprotein as one donor, and incorporation of one atom of oxygen; heme binding; iron ion binding. The record is from RefSeq and is a predicted model, not a curated record. Bases 77 to 1585 code for a protein of 502 amino acids. Gene Ontology annotation, cellular component: cytoplasm; intracellular membrane-bounded organelle. The transcript is spliced from 9 exons. Lineage: Eukaryota; Metazoa; Chordata; Mammalia; Rodentia; Muridae. Gene Ontology annotation, biological process: xenobiotic metabolic process.
ACUUAGCAGAGGGGCUGCCAUUAUUAUCAGCACCAGGUGGUUACCCAGGGAACCAGCCCCAGCUUGGACUCUCACCAUGCUUGCUACUGAGGACACCCUGGAGGCAGCCAUCUGGGCACUGCUUCAUUUCAAGACUCUGCUGCUGGCUGCUGUCACCUUCAUGCUCUUGGCUCGCUAUCUCAAAACCCGGCGACCCAAGAACUACCCACCAGGACCCUGGCGCCUGCCUUUUGUGGGCAACUUGUUCCAGUUGGAUUUAAAGCAGCCACAUGUAGUGAUUCAGCAGUUUGUGAAGAAGUAUGGAAACCUAACUAGCCUGGACAUUGGUAAUAUCCCUUCAGUAAUCAUAACUGGACUGCCCUUGAUCAAAGAAGCCUUCACUAACAUGGAACAGAACUUUUUGAAUCGUCCUGUUACGCCUAUCAGAAAACGUGUCUUUAAUAACAACGGAUUGAUCAUGUCCAAUGGCCAGACAUGGAAGGAGCAAAGAAGGUUCGCACUGAUGACACUCAAGAACUUUGGAUUAGGGAAAAAGAGCUUAGAGCAGCGCAUACAGGAGGAGGCUGACUGUCUUGUGGAGGCCAUAGGAGAGGAGAAAGGACAGCCUUUUGACCCUCACUACAAGAUCUACAGUGCUGUCUCCAACAUCAUUUGCUCCUUUGCCUUUGGGGAGCGCUUUGAGUAUGAGGACAGUCAAUUUCAUGAGUUGCUGAGGUUAUUAGAUGAAGCCACAUGUUUGGAGGCAUCAAUGAUGUGCCAACUCUACAAUGUCUUUCCAUCCAUAAUUCAAUAUGUUCCUGGAUCACAUCAAACAGUUUUGAGAAACUGGGAAAAACUGAAAUUGUUUAUUUACCAAAUGAUGGAGAGUCACCGGAAAGAUUGGAAUCCUGAUGAACCGAGAGACUUCAUUGAUGCUUUCCUUACAGAAAUGACAAAGUAUGGAGACAAGACUACUACAAGUUUCCAUGGAGAGAACCUCAUCUGCAGCGCCCUGGACCUCUUCUUUGCUGGAUCAGAGACAACAACUAACACACUGCGCUGGGCUCUGCUCUACAUAACUACAAAUCCAGAAGUGCAAGAGAAAGUACACUCUGAGAUUGACAGAGUGAUUGGACAUGGAAGACAGCCAAGCACAGAUGACGGAGACUCCAUGUCCUACACCAAUGCUGUCAUCCAUGAAGUGCUGAGAAUGGGCAACAUCAUCCCCUUGAAUGUUCCCAGAGAAGUAACAGCUGAUAGCACCCUGGCUGGAUUCCACUUGCCUAAGGGCACCAUGGUUCUGACGAAUUUGACGGCUCUUCACAGGGACCCCAAAGAGUGGGCCACUCCAGACACCUUCAAUCCNGAGCACUUUUUGGAGAAUGGGCAGUUUAANAAGAGAGACUGUUUUCUGCCAUUCUCAAUGGGAAAGAGAGCUUGCCCUGGAGAACAACUGGCCAGAUCUGAGCUGUUCGUUUUCUUCACUGCUCUUAUGCAAAAGUUUACCUUCAAGCCUCCAAUCAAUGAGAAGUUGAGCCUGAAGUUCAGAAAUGGCCUCACUCUUUCUCCAGUCAGCCACCGCAUCUGUGCUGUCCCUAGACAGUGAUACUGGAGAAGCAAAGAGAAAGGAAGGA